Candidula unifasciata is the source of this 818-nucleotide messenger RNA. The record is from the annotation of a GenBank genome assembly. Lineage: Eukaryota; Metazoa; Mollusca; Gastropoda; Stylommatophora; Geomitridae.
CUCAUAUGAGAAUCCACACAGGGGUGAGGCCAUACAGCUGCGGACAGUGUGAUAGAAAGUUUACCACUAAAGCUAACCGGGACAGACAUGAAGCUACUCAUGUUGGUUUGAAACCUUUUCAGUGCAAUCAGUGCAGUAAGAGUUUCACAGAGAAACGUUCCCUGAAGAUUCACAUGCGGACUCAUACAGGGGAGCGUCCUUUUGUCUGUGAUGUUUGCGGUCAGCGUUUCACUCAAAAAUGCACCCUGCAAGUACACAUGGACAGACACACCAACAAGAAAGGUCAUCUGUGUGACCUGUGUGGCAAGGCUUUCCGGCAGAAGUGUCAGCUGGAUGUUCAUGUGAAGCGACACAACAGACAAGCAUUGUACCCAUGUCACGAAUGCUCCACAAAGUGCUACACAAAAGGUGAUUUGGUGAGACACAUGAUAAAACAUACUGGCGAGAGGCCCUUUCAUUGUAAACUAUGUCCAAGGGCCUUCACUCGUAAACAGUAUCUAAUGGACCAUGAGAACCAACAUUAUGGACGCAAGCCGUAUCGUUGCAGUGUCUGCUCUGCUACAUUCCAUGAUAUGGGCUCUUGCCACCGACAUCUGAAGAAACAUAAGCUGGAGAAGGAUGGAGAUGACAGCAAGAGCCCAACACACUCUGCUAUGCUUAGCAGUAGUGACUUUCACAGGAUUCUUGAGGGAACACAGAUUGGGCAGAUUCUGAAGCUGGAUGAUGGAUCUGAUGCUUUGGUCAAAGCCGUGGUCUCUGAAGCAGAUGGCAGCACUGUAUAUCACAUUACCUGUUUAGGAAAAUCAGAUGAAAAGUGA